This is a messenger RNA of Molossus molossus (Pallas's mastiff bat), 664 nucleotides long. RefSeq names its product cutA divalent cation tolerance homolog (gene CUTA). The record is from RefSeq and is a predicted model, not a curated record. Bases 39 to 572 code for a protein of 177 amino acids. NCBI's taxonomy places the organism in Eukaryota, Metazoa, Chordata, Mammalia, Chiroptera, Molossidae. Gene Ontology annotation, molecular function: copper ion binding. Gene Ontology annotation, biological process: response to metal ion. The transcript has 7 exons.
CGUUUUCUUAUCACGUGGCACCACCCAGCAUAGGCUGAAUGAGAGGGGUGCGGGCUCCUGCAAUCCUGCUCGGCGGAGGGGCCGCUCUGCUCCUGUCGCUUCUUUGGAUGCCGGCGCUGCUGCCUGUGGCCUCCCGCCUUCUGUUGCUACCCCGAGCCCUGCAGUCCAUGGCUUCAGGAAGCCCCCCGACCCAGCCCUCGCUGGCCUCAGACUCCGGUUAUGUUCCUGGCUCAGUCUCUGCAGCCUUUGUCACCUGCCCCAAUGAGAAGGUCGCCAAGGAGAUCGCCAGGGCUGUGGUGGAGAAACGCCUGGCAGCCUGCGUCAACCUCAUCCCUCAGAUUACAUCCAUCUAUGAGUGGAAAGGAAAGAUUGAGGAGGACAGUGAGGUGCUGAUGAUGAUUAAAACCCAAAGCUCCUUGGUUUCAGCUCUGACAGAUUUUGUUCGCUCUGUGCACCCUUACGAAGUGGCUGAGGUGAUUUCAUUGCCUGUGGAGCAGGGAAACUCCCCAUACCUGCAUUGGGUGCGCCAGGUUACAGAGUCAGUUUCUGACUCCCGCACAGUCCCACCUUGAUGAGCCCUGUUCCUGACAUAUUCCCCUUAUACUUCAAUGCCCUCUGACUUCCAGAGGAUAACUGGGCCCCUAAUAAAUACUAUCUUUGGGUC